UUAUGUCAAUUUCUUUUUCACGCACGCCAGCUUUGGUGCACGUGUGUUUUCUAAGUUUAGCUCAACAAAACGUUGAAAUGGAUAAACCUAACGUUCUUGCUCGUGUGGUGAAGGUCCUAGGGCGCACUGGGUCACAGGGGCAGUGUACGCAGGUGAAAGUUGAGUUCAUUGGAGAGACUACUCGUCAGAUUAUCAGGAACGUGAAAGGACCCGUACGCGAUGGCGACAUUCUUACGCUCCUUGAAUCUGAACGUGAAGCUAGGAGAUUGAGAUAAGGUGUUUCCAGCUACAUUUGAUUAGGUUAAGGCCCAAUAUGUAUGUUCUAUCCAAAUUCACGUGUUAACAUCAAGAAACCGUCAAAGAUGACAAUCUCUAUGUAAACAGCUCGUAAUAAAUUAUAUGUAAACUGUAA
Molecule: messenger RNA, 412 nt
Organism: Hyposmocoma kahamanoa
Lineage: Eukaryota; Metazoa; Arthropoda; Insecta; Lepidoptera; Cosmopterigidae
Gene: RpS28b
Product: 40S ribosomal protein S28
Exons: 2
Coding region: 3-275 (90 amino acids)
Biological process (GO): translation; maturation of SSU-rRNA; ribosomal small subunit assembly
Cellular component (GO): cytosolic small ribosomal subunit; ribosome
Molecular function (GO): structural constituent of ribosome
Source: RefSeq, a predicted model, not a curated record